Molecule: messenger RNA, 680 nt
Organism: Macadamia integrifolia
Lineage: Eukaryota; Viridiplantae; Streptophyta; Magnoliopsida; Proteales; Proteaceae
Product: RNA-binding KH domain-containing protein PEPPER-like
Exons: 3
Coding region: 21-665 (214 amino acids)
Biological process (GO): regulation of gene expression
Cellular component (GO): cytoplasm; nucleus
Molecular function (GO): mRNA binding
Source: RefSeq, a predicted model, not a curated record
UUGGAAAGAGGGUUGCGACGAUGGCACUGGAAGGGGUAGAGCAGAGAAUCUCUUCUACACUUACGGAGGAGAGAGAAGGUGAUUUCGAGAGGGGAACGAAGCGUCGCCGGGAGGAUGAACCUAACGCCGGUCUCGUUGGAGCACCUCCAGAUUCGACGUUGGAUCACCAAUCGCCGAAGCGUAUGGCGAAACCUCAGGAUGUGUUGUUUAGGAUAGUCCUCCCUUCGAGGCAGAUAGGGAAAGUGAUUGGUAAAGGCGGUUCUCGAAUCCAAAAGAUCAGAGAAGAGACUCGAGCCAUGAUUAAGAUUGCAGAUGCAAUUGCGCCAUAUGAAGAGCGUGUAAUCAUUAUCAGUUCUGUGGACAAUGAUAGCAAGAUUUCUGAUGCAGAAAAUGCUCUUCUUCUUAUAGGCACGAUUAUUCUUAUGGAUGAUGAUGUCAAUGCUGUUGCCUCAAUUGGUGUUGGACAGGUGACUGUCAAAAUGCUUCGGUUGCUGAUUUCAGGUUCACAAGCAGGAUCGUUGAUUGGGAUGUCCGGUCAGAAUAUCGAGAAAUUGAGGAAUUCAUCUGGUGCCAAUAUCAUGAUUUUGGCUCAAAAUCAGUUCCCUUUGUGUGCUUCUGCUCAUGAAUCCGAUCGCUUGGUGCAGGUGAGCUUGUCUUUUUCUUGAGUUGCAAUUUGUGGA